AUGGUGGCUUACGCUCCUUACGUCGCCGGGACCGCUUCGCUGUCCUCGGUUUACCACGCACCGUCGCUCUUCCCGGCACCGAAUGGCAACUACACGGCCGACAUCUGCCAGAUCGUCACCGCUACCGUCACUCAAUAUGCCACCGCAUAUCCCACCAGCAACGACCACGGACAUGGAGGACCGUACUACAACCCCUACAACGACGUCCCGCUUCCGUACAACUGGCCCGGCAAGCCGUCUCACGGCGAGACUUUACCUCCUCCCUAUCCAACUACGCCAUAUCCUUAUGGGGGGCCUGCGAAGGACAAGUACGACGCGCCAGCGUGGAUUCCGAAGGGUACCAACAAGCUGAUUCCCUCCUUGCCGAAGGGGAAGCAGAAUGGAAACUCGUACUGGGGAGAGCUUGAUUGUCCUCAUCUCCCGAUCAGUGGAUUGCCCAGUGGUCCGAAGUAUUCGUCGCUCCCGACUCCGACGGGUUACUCCACGGGUGUCCCGUACCCGCCUUAUCCAACCGGCUCUGGUUCUUCGGGAGCUCCCUACCCUACGGGAGGCUCGUACCAGCCGUAUCCCACCGGCUCUGAAUACCCAUCUGGUUCUGGUUACCCAACCAUUUCGGUUUACCCGUCUUCGAGCGUUUCUGGCUCGGUGACUAACUCCAUGAACGCCACAUCGUCCAGCACCAGCACACCUGCUCCUAACUGCCCUACUAUGCCAGAUACUGGUGUCACGCGCACUUAUGAUCUCCACGUUGCCUACCAGACGAUCGCUCCGGACGGCAUCACUAGGAACGGCUUGACUAUCAACGGACAGUUCCCCGGCCCACUCGUUGAAGCUAACUGGGGAGAUUGGAUUCUCUUCCGCGUCACCAAUGAUUUGACCGAUGAGGGUACUGCCAUCCACGCUCACGGACUCUUCCAGACUGAAACUUCCUGGUAUGACGGUGUGCCCGCUGUCGCUCAGUGCCCGAUUACGCCGAAUGGUGGCACCUUCGAACAGCUUUUCCGUGCCGACCGUUACGGAAGCUCGUGGUACCACAGCCACUACAGUGCUCAGUACUCCGGUGGUGCUCAUGGCGCCAUGGUCAUCUACGGUCCCAAGCACGCUGAGUACGACAUCGACCUCGGCCCAGUUAUCGUGGAAGAUUGGUUCCAUGCCGACUACUACACUCUCAUCAACAACACCAUGAACGGAAGAUUCCCGCCAUCCAACAACAACCUGAUCAACGGCAAGAUGCAGUAUCCUUGCGCCAACACCACUCUGCCUUGCGAUGCGAAUGCGGGUGUUGCCAAGUUCCAAUUUGAGUCUGGCAAGAAGCACCUACUGCGUCUCGUCAACGCUGGUGCCGAGGGUGUCCAGAAGUUCAGCAUUGACGGACACCAGCUCACCGUCGUUGCACUGGACUUCAUCCCUGUUGAGCCCUACACCACCAACGUCGUCACCCUCGGCAUUGGCCAGCGCUGUGACAUCAUUGUGGAAGCUACCGGUUCCCCUAGCGACGCCUAUUGGAUGCGCUCCCAGCUCGGCACGGAGCACUGCACUCUCAAUGACGGCAUCUCGCCCAACGCCGUUGCUGCCGUCUACUACGAAGACGCUGACACCGAGUCGGUCCCCAGCACCACCAGUGACGUGACUGCCGAACAGCUCGCCGCCUGCAAGAACGACGACCUCGCCACCGCCGGCAUUCCGCUCUGCAAGGUCCCCAUCGAGGAGCCUGAGACCACCGAAGUCAUCGACUUCACCUUCCGCUCCAACGGCACAAACUUCAUUUGGUUCGUCAACAACAGCUCGUACCGCGGCGACUACAACGCGCCCAUUUUGCUAUCCGCCAAGAACGGCGACUUCGACUACAAGCCGGAGUGGAACGUGUUCGACUUUGGCUCCAACAAGACGGUCCGCAUCCACAUGACCAACCACGGGCUCAUCGGCUCGCACCCGAUGCAUCUCCACGGCCACGACUUCCACGUCCUCGCCGAGGGCUUCGGCGAGUGGGAUGGCACGGUCACCAACGCUGAGAACAGUGUUCGCCGCGAUACGCAUAUCCUGCAGAAUGGCAAGAAUAACACGGAUGGUACGGUUACGCCGUCCUUCACGGUCAUUCAGUACACGCAGGAUAACCCAGGAGCUUGGCCGCUACACUGCCAUCUCGCGUGGCAUGUUAGUGGAGGCCUGUUCCUUGUUGCCCUCGAGAAGAAGGAUGAGAUUAUGACACAGAUUUUUGAUGAGGAUGUGUUUGAGCUGUGUGACAAGUGGGAUGCGUACACGGCUAGCAACCCGCCGAACCAGAUCGAUUCCGGGUUGUAA
Molecule: messenger RNA, 2301 nt
Organism: Trematosphaeria pertusa
Lineage: Eukaryota; Fungi; Ascomycota; Dothideomycetes; Pleosporales; Trematosphaeriaceae
Product: multicopper oxidase
Exons: 3
Coding region: 1-2301 (766 amino acids)
Molecular function (GO): oxidoreductase activity; copper ion binding
Source: RefSeq, a predicted model, not a curated record